Arthroderma uncinatum is the source of this 3486-nucleotide messenger RNA. RefSeq lists its product as uncharacterized. The transcript has 8 exons. Lineage: Eukaryota; Fungi; Ascomycota; Eurotiomycetes; Onygenales; Arthrodermataceae. The record is from RefSeq and is a predicted model, not a curated record. The coding region runs from base 1 to 3486 and encodes 1161 amino acids. Gene Ontology annotation, biological process: lipid metabolic process.
AUGGACGAAGGAACGGAGACGGUAGGCAUCGAUAAGCCCGGACGCCGUCUGGUGCUCUGCUUCGAUGGCACGGGAAACCAGUUCAAGGGCAAUGAAUCCGACUCCAACGUGGUGAAAAUUUACCAGAUGCUAGACCGUUUCGACAAGCGUCAAUUCCAUUACUAUCAACCCGGUAUUGGAACAUUCAGCGUGGGCACAUCUAGCGGAAUCACACUGUUCAGCCGCAUGCGUGCCAAAAUCAGCGAAGUCAUCGACAAAGCCAUCGGCACAACGUUCGAAUACCAUGUCAGCAGCGGUUACCGUUUCUUGAUGCGCUACUACAAGCCAGGUGAUGAUAUCUACAUCUUCGGCUUCUCGCGUGGCGCCUACACGGCUCGCUUCCUGGCCGAGAUGAUCGAACACGUCGGUCUGUUGUCUAGAGGCAACGAAGACAUGAUCAGAUUCGUGUACAGCGCUUUCUGUAAAUCGCAAGUCUCCAGAGGCAAGCCACACAAGACGGCCAAGGAGCUGGAGGUCGAAGAAUACUUGCAAAAGCUGAAGACUACCUUCUGCCGUAAGGAGGUCGGGGUCUUCUUCUUGGGUCUGUUUGAUUGUGUGAACAGCGUGUCAACACUCGAGAUCCCCUUCUCUUCACACCCAUACCGAUACUGUGCUCCAUCACCGGCCAAACACGUCCGUCACGCCUUAUCCGUCCACGAACGUCGUCUCAAAUUUAAGCCUGCCCUAUUCACGUUUGAAUCCGAGGAUACAUCCGCCACGAUCAGGGAAGUCUGGUUCGCAGGCAACCACUCUGACGUAGGGGGCGGGUUCCCCUACGAGCGGAACUCACGCUACCUCUUGUCCGAUAUUCCUCUGGCCUGGAUGCUGGAAGAAGCCCUGUCGGUGACAGACGCCCCGGCUGGACCGUUAACGUUCAACGACUACCAUCCCGAGGCAGUAAACCGACUCAAGGCGAUUGAGGCUAUCCUGAAGGCGCGGGCCGAAGCGAACGACGGGCCUGGAGCAUCGGGAGUCACACCAGAGGGCGAGGUAGCUCACUUUAAACACCAUGAUUCCCUCAUCAUCGGCCGUGGAGCUGGCUGGUACAUGACCGUCAUAUGGUGGUUUAUGGAACUGCUGCCGGUCUUCACCCGUCUCGAGCUGGAAGAGCACCAGUGGAAGCCGCGGUACUGGCCACCCAACUGCGGUGCACACAGAGACAUCCCGACCGAUGCCACACUGCACCAUACCGUCGAGCAGAUGCACAAGGCUGGCGUGCUGAAGAAGAUGCCCAAGCUGGGCGGAGACGGGGCGCCGCUGCUGAGUGACCCCUUGAUCGUGCUGAUGGCGCCUCCAGCUGUUCCACCGGCGGGCGCAUCCUAUACUCAUGUCCUCGCCUCAUCUCAUCAUCUCAUAGUCUUCUUCUUCAUCUUCAUGUCCUCAUCUCAUCUCAUCAACAUCGUCUUCAUCGUCUUCUCAUCAUCUCGUCUCAUCUAUGACACAGCGCAUUCUUCACAUCGACACCUCGCUGGUACAGACCGCAAGACGAUACAUCCGUGCUAUUUGCGCGCGCGACCAGAAGCCAUGGAAUCGUCCUCUGGCCUGCGUCGGAAGGACACCACCAAGGGUCCCCCUCUACGAAUAUUAUCACUCGACGGCGGCGGAGUGAGAGGAUACUCGAUGCUCAUCAUUCUCCAGGAGCUGAUGUACCGAACCUAUGUCGAAUGCGAAGGCAAGGCCCCCCGCCGUGACCAGAUCCCUAAGCCAUGCGACCACUUCGACCUGAUAGCAGGCACAGGCACCGGCGGACUCAUAGCGCUCAUGCUGGGUCGCCUACGCAUGGAUAUCGAGACCUGCAAGGAGGUCUACAUCCGCAUGACUCGCCGGGUGUUCGAAACUGAUAAGACAAUCGCCGGCAUCCCGUAUCGGACAACGCUGUUCAAGGCUUCGAAGCUGGAAGAUGCGAUACGCCAGUGCGUGCGUGAGCACACGGUCGACGAAGAAGAAGGAAAUGACGGGACUGCGAUGACGAGCGCGAAUCCGUUUAUGCGGAGCGGGUAUGUCGGUUCGACCAGCACGCUACAACGGAGGCUGAGCCGGUCGAGCGUGAGUACGGCCAAUACUUCGGUUCCUACAUCGCCUGUGAGCAAUCGAGGGCCACCGACCGGGCAUAUGUGGGGGGAUCCGAAUGCGAAACUGUACGAUAACCGGGAGAAUCGCACCAAGACUGCCGUGACAGCAGUCUACAAGGGAACACCGAAAUCUGGCUCUUCUACACUCCUCCGCUCGUACGACUCCCGCCGUGAACCUCCUCCCGAAUUCAACUGCACGAUCUGGCAGGCCGGACGUGCCACCUCUGCCACCGGACUGGCCUUCAAACCCAUCCAGAUCGGCCAGCAUCUCUUCCUCGACGAAGGUGCCGGCAAAUACAACCCUAGUCCACAGAUCCUCGACGAGGCGGUGGUAAACGAAUGGCCGGGCCGUGAAGUGGGCGUCUUCAUCAGCAUAGGCACAGGCAAGAGACCACAGGGUUCGACCGCUCCCGCACACGAAUGGUGGGAAGAUGUAUUCCGAGACUCGCUGGGCAACUUUGCAGAGGCCAGGAGACGGCUGGUUGCGAAGAUCGAAGGCUGCGAGGCCACACACCAGUUCAUGCUCAAGGACCACCUGGUCAAACGCAACGUGCCGCGAGAGGUCUACUAUCGUCUCAACGUCGAAGUCGGUGUCGGCGAGUUUGGGAUGAACGAAUGGAGCCGGCUGGCGGAAAUCAGCACGAGUACGCGCAUGUACCUGGCAAAGAAUGAGGUGCAGCGCAUGAACUACGAGGCAGCUGUUAAACUGGCCAAGGUCGAACGCAUGCAUCGCCGGAUAGAGUCUCAUUCUGCUGCUGUGACGGCAAACGAAAGCCUGGAAGAGCGCAAGAACCGGCCUGUUCCUCCAAUACCUUCGCAAGCUGCUCAGUCCCCGUCGAAGCAGCAUGUCUUUGAGCUCCCUGCCAUCGAACUACCGGCUGACGACGGCCAGCAGCCACAACAACAUCCACGACCAAAUACGGCACAGAGCUCGACGGCGGUCAGCUUCUCGUCCCACGACGACAAAUUCACCGUCCUCCCCGGCGCCGAUGCAGACGGUCGAGACCUCCCGGAACCAGUCAACUCAGGUGGCCGUCGCAGCUCCGAUGUGCUGCCUCCUUCGCCGGCCCGUCAGAGCCUGGAUAGACCAUCUCCUCACGGCUCCCCUCGCGAGAGCCUAGAUGCUUUCCAACCGCUCCAACCACGCAAUCCACCACCGCCCUUACCGCCCAAGACACCCAUUCCGUACCCUGUUGGCAGCAGCGAGAAUGUAACUGACGGCAACGGGGUGGUGUCGAUGCCCAUCCCUCCCCGGAACCCAGACAGGCCAGUCUCUAUCAUUGGCUCACCGCGGAAGUAUAAGCUGCCGUACCCAGAUGACGGACCGCCACCGGUGAACCGUACGAGGAAGCCUACAUAUAAUACUUCCCGGUGA